GCACUCGUUUGAUAACCAACUUUUGGAGUUAUGAGCGUUUUUUAGGGUUUAAUACUUCCGGAAAUACGAUAUUAUAUUCCAUCGUAUUUGAAUUCCUGUCCGAUUAUAAUGGAUUAGUAUUUUGUGCUAAUAUGCGUGACAGUUUUUGAAUCGAGAUCACAAAAGUAGCGGAAAAAACCUCAGAAUAUCAUGAAUUUUCAGCUGUGAAUGUUUAAUAGGGAAUAAGUUACAAGGAAAUGAUUGAUGUCUUAUUAGGCUAUCGUUCUAAAUUUUCAAUCAAUAAUCGUUUUCGUAACAAUGUUGACGGGGAUAUUAUUAGCGAAUCGCUCUGUUUUUGUGGCCUUGCAGAAAGGUAUUCAAUUUAAUUAAGAUCAGCGAAUGAACACAUACAUAAUUAAAAAAGCGUAAUCCUGUUGAUAUCACCGACUGAUCUGCGACUUGGAGAAGACUACCAAAAUAAGUUUGGUACAUAGUUUCUGGAACGUGAGAAAUCUUCUACCUAGUCAUAUUUGCUGACCACUCGUGGUUUUCUUUCUUUACAGUGUCAAGACAAAACCAACUAAAGUGGCAUUUUGCAAAAAGUAUAUGCCCUACACACAUCGUAUAGGCCUUAAAGAUGUGGCCGUCAACUUGAUAUCACAAACGUACUUUUCCCCCACAAAAGUUUUGCUGCACCUCUAUAACGUUGUCGAAAAAUCUACUUGCAUUAACGGCCAUUCAGUUAAUAUAAUUGCUUGGUCACAUGAAAAGAUUGACGUGUCCAGAAUUUCUAUCAGAAUUGAGAAAGAUAGUGAAACACGCUACGUUACUCUAACUGAAGAGGAUCGUCACAAUGCCAGAUUUUGAAAACAUGGACGCCACGUCUCCAAUCAAAAUCAAAAUUCAAGAAUUUGCUAAAAACUUUGAUUCAUUUGAUCCUCCCGCAAGGGCGCCCGUAAUAAAGGUAACAACAGAUCUAUUAGAGGUUAUACACGAAGACAGAGAGAGUGAAAUGACGAGGCUAAAGUUUGUCGCGAAAAAACUAAAUCUUGCAACCAGAAGACCAUCAUAUAUGAAAUGGCUUGAAGACUUGAAAAAACCAGCUCUUGCUGAUUUGAAUAAAGAAGGUGAAGUAAGAAACGAAAAUAAAGACUAUGGAGAAAGGAAACGAGAAGUUGAGGAGGGAAUAUCGUGGCUAAGAAGUGAAUUGAUGUUAAUGAGACAACAGGACCAGGCGUUAGCCCAAACGUUACUGAGCCUCCGUGCAGAGAUUAACGACCUACGCCUCCAAAUCAGCUGCGAUGAACACAAAGAGAUCAUUGAAGACGUACGAUUUUCUGUUGUUGAUGAAGAUGAGAAUGCAGGGGACUACAAUGAUUUAGCAAUGCUAGAUAGACCACCAACCUUCUGUGAGAUGGACCACGAACGACCGCUUAAAACUUUGGGAGUGACCCGAAUGAAUUUACGGGCAAGGAGAUUUUCUCUUAUGUGAUAUAGCUUUAAUACAUAGGCAAUAAAUAGCUUUGUAGGCCUACUGCUUUUUUAUGACAAAAAUUGAAGAUAGAAUAACUGGAAUCGUGUCGCCCGUUGACUAUGAUUGUCUUGAGAACUUUUUUGUUGAUACACAGACUUUCGUGCUUCAGGUGAAAUGAAUUUGGAAGAUUGUUUUUUGAGACGUGCCACUGUCACUCAUUCAGAUUGGAUAUAAAACGGCUUAAAAAAUGUAUAAAACGUUGAGACUUUUUGAGUGAAAAUCAGCAUGAGUAUCGUAAUAUACUGGAAGUUGAUAUUCAUUCUAUUCCACUGUGUAUAUGAGACGUGUAUUAGCAGUCACUCACAGAUCGGUUAUAAAAACGGCAUAAAAAAAAUCUAUAAAACGUUGAGACUUUUGAGUGAAAAGCAGCAUGAGUAUCGUAAUAUAUUGGAAAUUGAAAUUCAUUCGAUUCCACUGUGUACCGUAUAUAGGAAGACCAUGUGACACUUGUUGUAUAAAUUAUGUACAUUCGGUCAUCUGUGUGCUGCCGUCGUUCCCUUGUGAACGAAUGAUUAAUCAGCCUCAACAAAAUAUUGUAAAAUACGUUUGUACAACCCGAUUUCUAAGUAUCCAGGUCUACGCAUGGUUUGGGCAUAGUCUGCGCACGGUUUGCGCAGGCAUGUUGUUAAACGGUUGUUUCAAAUAGGACUAUAGAAUAAGACCACUACGGUAUGAUACGACGACUGUACUAGCAAAACAUUAUGUACGGUACAUUAUCUUUAUUGGUCUAAUAAUUAUUUCUUUCUAGAGAAAAGGGACAAAUUAAAUCUAAAGUUCCUUUUGCAAAACACUGGUUAAUUGCCUCAGCUAUUUAAUAAAGUACUAAAAUAAAAAUACAUAAAAUACCAAUGCUCCGUGAAGAUGAGUCCAUAUUUAUCGAUGAUAAUGUUUGCUGUGGACGUGAUGUUUGAUGCGAUGUGCAUUUUGCAUUAUUGUGUGUCUAUCUAGUCAUACAGCAUUGGUGAAAAACAAGACAAAUGGAAAAAAUAAGUAGGCUUAAUUAAAAAAAAUAAACAAGCAAGGUAAACUAUAUCGAUUUUUUUCCAUAGUGCAUGAGCAUAGCUUAGCAACUUCGAUUUAGUUAAACCAUGGAUGAAAGUUAAACGAAUACUCCUUAUUAUCUCGACAAGAACAAUUAGCCUGAUGUGGUUCUCCGUGACAUAAAUUAAAGGCAUCAACUAGUGGGUCGAUUAUAUUUACAGACCGGCUUCACGUUGGUAGUAGAGCUGGGCAGUAGUACUAUAAUUUGCUAAAUAGUUUAAUACGAGGUAGGCAUGGGUACUACGGGAGAAUUGUUAUAAGACAGAAUUUAAGAUUUUUAUGCUAAAGAGUAUUGAUUUAGAUAGACAUCAACUCUAUAUUUAUAACUUAUGAAUUCCAUUGAUUGUAUUUAUAAUAAAUAAUUUAAUAAAAAAACUUUCAGAA
Anneissia japonica is the source of this 2938-nucleotide messenger RNA. Its product is annotated as protein FAM167A-like. The transcript has 4 exons. The record is from RefSeq and is a predicted model, not a curated record. Lineage: Eukaryota; Metazoa; Echinodermata; Crinoidea; Comatulida; Comatulidae. Bases 833 to 1471 code for a protein of 212 amino acids.